Messenger RNA from Erigeron canadensis, 702 nucleotides. RefSeq names its product peptidyl-prolyl cis-trans isomerase FKBP12. Gene Ontology annotation, molecular function: peptidyl-prolyl cis-trans isomerase activity. Lineage: Eukaryota; Viridiplantae; Streptophyta; Magnoliopsida; Asterales; Asteraceae. The record is from RefSeq and is a predicted model, not a curated record. The transcript is spliced from 5 exons. Bases 110 to 448 code for a protein of 112 amino acids.
CACAGUGGCCGAUUAAAAGCAAGCACAAAAACCAAAAUCCCUAAAAACACACACAUCAGUCAUCAAACUAAAAAAAGAAUUAAAUAAUAAAAAAGCGAUCGAGGUCAAUAUGGGAGUUGAGAAGGAAGUAAUCCGACCCGGAAACGGCCCUAAACCCGCACCCGGUCAAAAUGUCACCGUUCACUGCACUGGAUUUGGGAAGAAUGGUGAUCUUUCUAAAAAAUUCUGGAGUACAAAAGAUCCAGGACAGGAGCCAUUCACCUUCAAAAUUGGUCAAGGCCAAGUUAUCAAAGGUUGGGAUGAAGGUGUUUUGGGAAUGCAAUUGGGAGAAGUUGCUAGGCUAAGGUGCUCACCUGACUACGCUUAUGGUGCCGGCGGAUUUCCUGCAUGGGGCAUCCAGCCAAACUCAACUUUGGUGUUUGAGAUUGAAGUUCUCCGAGCACAGUAGAAUGGUGCUUUCUCAGAGCAAAUGGCGUAUGAGUUCUUGAUAUGGUACUACUCAAGUGCUUAAAAAUGUGUGAAACUAUCAUAAACUUUAAAACCUGUCGGAACUUGUUAUGACUUGUAAGGAUCUACUAUGCUUACCAUGAUUGUUUCCUGAGUAGUUAACAUAUGUGUGCUUUAUCUGAGAGUUUUCAGAAGGGAAAAGUUAUUAGCUGUGGAAAUAAAAAGUGUUCUCUGCCAAUGGAAGUUUUUAUUGCA